This is a messenger RNA of Dermatophagoides farinae (American house dust mite), 843 nucleotides long. RefSeq lists its product as uncharacterized. NCBI's taxonomy places the organism in Eukaryota, Metazoa, Arthropoda, Arachnida, Sarcoptiformes, Pyroglyphidae. The record is from RefSeq and is a predicted model, not a curated record.
AUUUUUGUUACAGGAAAUUUUUACCAUUUCUUUGGGUAAGAAUAAUAAUGUCUCAAAUCUUGUUUGUUGCGAAGGUAUAAAAGGUAUAAAAGCUCGAUGAAUGCUCGUAUAUGGUACCAAAGAUAGUUGAGCAUUUGAUUUUGAUCUGUUCGGAAUAGAUCCACCACGGAUAGGAUAUAAUGUCGUAAUGAUCAAAUGAUUUCAUUCAAUAAUCAAUCGUUUUUUUCUUUAUUAUCCAUGUUUGUUUUGGCAUCAUUAGCUUCUGUGGUUAAAUCAUAUAAUAGUGGUCGAACGUAUUCAUCUGAAGUGGAAACUGAUCAUCAUGAUAAUGAUUAUGGAAAAGAGGAACCUGGCAUUGAAGCUGCAUUUACAUCAAAACAUGCAAUCGAAACGUAUUCAGUACCUACAAGUGCCGAACAUAAAACACCAGUGGUUGAUAUUAAUUCCGUACCAUUAUCGUUGAAAAUUCGUUUCAAUUCACAUUCAUCCAAUAUUGUUGCCGUACAGAAUCAUUUCGGUAGUCAUGGACAGGUGAAGAAAUCCAAUUCAAUUGAUCAACCAGAUAUAUUGAUACACAAUAUUAAAAAGCCGAUCAUACAAGAAAUUAGAGAAAGCAUUACACCGUACAGGAAAAGGAUUCAAGAGGUUAAACCUGUGCAUGAAAAAAUCGAAACAGUCAUUGCAACACGGCAUCGAUCUGGAUAUGGUCAUGGCUAUGCUGGUGGUGGUGGUGGUGGUCGUGGUCGUGGUAGCCAUUACGAUGAUUAGAAUGGAUGGUUUUGUUUUAGAAAAAUUAUAUAAAAUUUUAUUUAUCAAAAGAAAAUAGAAAAUAUAAAAUAAUCA